This is a messenger RNA of Alternaria atra, 954 nucleotides long. RefSeq lists its product as uncharacterized. Lineage: Eukaryota; Fungi; Ascomycota; Dothideomycetes; Pleosporales; Pleosporaceae. The record is from RefSeq and is a predicted model, not a curated record. The transcript is spliced from 5 exons. Gene Ontology annotation, molecular function: cellulose binding. Gene Ontology annotation, cellular component: extracellular region. Gene Ontology annotation, biological process: carbohydrate metabolic process. Bases 1 to 954 code for a protein of 317 amino acids.
AUGAGGUUUUCUACAGCAUUCACAGCAGCUGCUUCGCUGCUAGCAACCACGACUGCGCAUGGCGGAGUUGAUCAGUAUAUCGUGGGAGACACAACAUAUCAAGGUUGGUCGCCGUAUAACUCAGCUUCUGGUCAAAAGACUAUUCAGCGACAAUACUCAUCCUACGACCCCAUGUACAUCAAGGAUCUCUCUACAGUCAACAUCCGUUGCAACAACAAUGGCGCUCUUGGUACAGGCGUGUCAGGCACCAUUGCCGCGGGCGCAAAGCUGAAGACACACUGGAAGCAAUGGACUCAUAGGCCGACUUCACUUCUCGUAUACAUGGCGAAAUGUCCAGGAUCUUGUGACAGCUUUGAUGGAGCCGGCAAGGUCUGGUUCAAGAUCUUUGAGCAAGGCCUCAUAUCUGGAACUGAAAACGCGGGAAUCUGGGCGGGUGAUGCUAUCCUUGAUACUCUAUAUGCCACGGUCACCAUUCCAGCCACACUCGCAGCAGGCAACUAUCUGGUCCGCCAUGAGCUCAUCGCUGUUCACCAGGCGAAUAACCCACAGUUCUACCCUGAAUGCGCUCAGUUCACCGUAACAGGUUCUGGGACAGCCUCCCCUCCAGCAUCUGCACUCGUAUCUUUCCCCGGUGCCUACACCGGAACAGAACCCGGCAUUGCUUUCAACAUCGACUCCCCCGACGCUAUGAAAGCAACCACAUACCCUAUUCCAGGCCCUGCUGUCUGGGACGGUACGGGAAAUGCUCCUGCCCCGGCGCCAUCUGCUACACCAACAGCUGCACCAGCAUCCCCCACUACCUUGGUAACCAGCGUAGCUGCUGUGCCGACUGCACCUGCAUGCCAAGUAGCAAAGUAUGCGCAGUGUGGUGGUAUGACGUACAGUGGAUGUACGAACUGUGCGAGUGGGUCAACAUGCAAGGCGAAUGGCGACUACUAUAGUCAGUGUGUUUAG